Messenger RNA from Cornus florida, 852 nucleotides. Its product is annotated as vegetative cell wall protein gp1-like. The coding region runs from base 16 to 618 and encodes 200 amino acids. The transcript is spliced from 2 exons. Lineage: Eukaryota; Viridiplantae; Streptophyta; Magnoliopsida; Cornales; Cornaceae. The record is from RefSeq and is a predicted model, not a curated record.
GGUGCUCCGCUAUCCAUGCCUGCAAAUCAAGGCCAGCCUAUGGAUACAACCUCAAGAUAUGCUCCACCAGCAAUGGCAUAUGCAUCUCCAAAUGCAACCCUUUCCACUCUCCUGCCCUACAGCGGCGCACAACCACCCCCCGCACCUCCUUACUCCGGCACCACUACUUACCCUGCCCCGUCUCCUUACACGAUGUGCCCUCCGAAUCCAGGUACCCCAUUUCCAGCUCCUUACAUGACAUGCCCUCCGAAUUCAGCAGCCCCAUCUCCAUCUCCAUGCACUACAUACCCUCCGAAUUCAGCAACAUACCCUCCACCUUAUGCAAUGUACCCUCCAAAUUCAGCAACACCUGCACCUUAUGCAACAUACCCUCCUAAUUCAGCAUCACAAUCCCCUUACACAACAUACCCUCCAAGUUCUGCAGCACCAUCUCCUAGUUCUGCAUAUCCCCCGCACCCAUCUCCUCCUGCAGGCUACCCUUCACAACCAUAUCCGUCCCCGCCUCAAGCCACAAGUUAUCCACCAGCUGCAAAUUCUGGGAGCUACCAACCGCCUCCAUUUCCUGCAAUGUACACACAACCUCCAUCUACAGCAAUAUAUCCACCGCCCCCAUACUGAUCGAUCCUCUGUGCCAGCUAUUAAUGCAGAUCGAACUUGUUCUCGUGGAGAAAAUAUAGGUCGAAAAUCCAAGAGUUCUUCAGACAAUUCAUGUUCCUGAAUGUUGUCAAAGAAUAUCAAUCAGGCUCUGCAUUAGUUUUCAUUUGUGUCAAAUAAUAGCAAUCACUGAUCUUUGGAUAGUGAUCACCUCUUUUUGGCUAUAGAUUAAGCAUAGCACUAUGGCUUUAUGAUGAA